AGGAAGGAAUAAAGGCUGACGCUGUCUCUCGGCACACACACUCAUACACAUACACUCUUAACAUUUUGAGAUAACACAGCUCCUAGAUCUACACACAAUAUAAUCUACCUAGUUUAGACAUUGAAUUCUGACAUAGUAACCCUGAAGUGGUGCCAACAUCUGAAAAAAGCUGGACUGCUUAAGAGCACACAAAGGUGUUUUCAUUAGCCACUUGUUGCCUCGUUACACCUGGUUCACAGCCAGAGACCUCUCUGUGCUUGACCACAUUGUUUUCUGUCUGUGGAAACCCCUUUUGGAGUUACUGCACAAUAAAUUACCUUUUUGUGGCAAACAGCAAUACAGAAGGUGAGCCCUGGUGAGGGAAAGAGUUGAAGCAGUCAGAGAGAGGAGGUAGGACAGAAGAGACUGGUUUGGAGACAGUAUCAAUCCAUAUCUCUCCUUCUUUAAACUUCACUCUCCUCAUCCUCCUGCUCCUCAUCCGUCAUGACUGCCAGACGGACAGUCAUGCUCCUGAUUUUAGUGGUCCUCUCACUGCCAGGUCUCAUUCAUUGUUUCCAACCACUCUUCACAUUUGAUGGGAAUUCCUCCACUCACCGUGACAUCACACAAAGGGCAGUCCUCAGAAAGACGGCUGAGGUCUGCAGAGAUAUCGCUGCCUCUGAGGGACGGGACUUCAGCCUGACUAUUGAUGACAGCCUGUCAGCUGACAAGGUGCAGAGGGCCUGUUCCUCUACAGGUACUUCUACAAUUCUCCUCUCCAGUGUCAUAUUCCAAACAUCCAUUGCCGGUAUGUACUUCAGCAAUGCCAUAGUGGACGUGGUGUUCGCCCUGAGCGAGGAGCACCAUUUUGAUGAUGAGACCUUCCAGGGAGGACGGGAUGUCAUCACAUCAGGUGUGUCUGCUGUGAAAGCCAGUGUGAAGCUGGAGAACUUUGUUGCAGGGAGAUGGACUCUUGGACGAGUCUGUCAUACCCUGCAGGACUUCUACAGUCACAGUAACUGGGUGGAGCUGGGGAACAAAGCUCCUUACAGCACUCUGAUCAGACCAGACCAACCUCUUGAGAACCUGGCAGGCCCAAGUAUGCCAACCUGUAGGAACUGUACAGGAGGGAACUGUGCCGACAACCUUCUGCCUGACCUGCUGCAGCAGGGGCUUCUCACUUCAGGCUACUUCAACAUCUUCUCCUCAGCAAAGCCUGCGGGUAAAUGCAGCCACGGUGGUUUAUUUGACCAGACAAGCAGACGGGACCCAGUGGGGGGCAUCAGUAAGGAUGAUGUUGGGUCUAGUCAUGGCUCACUUCACCACAAGGCAGCUGAUUUGGCUGUGAAUGCCACUAUAGAGCUACUGGAGGACAUCAGAGCAGCUGUGGGAGACAGGAACUUCCUGCGACUGAUGGGCCUCUCCCAGUCCUCUGUUCUGUGUUUUGUCAUUGACACCACAGGCAGCAUGAGUGAUGACAUUGCUGAGGCAAAGAGAGUUUCCUUUGAAAUCAUUGACAGUAAGAGGGGGACCCAGCAGGAGCCCUCUGCCUACAUAUUGGUACCUUUCAAUGACCCAAGUUUUGGACCUCUGCUUAUGACAACCAAUGCAGAUGUAUUCAAAGACAGCAUCAACAAGCUGUCUGCAAAUGGAGGAGGAGACAUCCCAGAGAUGUGCCUGUCUGGACUGCAGCUUGCCCUGACAGCAGCUCCAUCCUCCUCCGAGAUCUUCGUCUUCACUGAUGCACCAGCUAAAGAUGCCUAUCUGAAAAGCACCAUCACUGCCCUUAUAGAGAACAGGAAGUCUGUGGUUAAUUUCAUUUUGACAGAUGUCCUGGUCAGUCGACGGCGCCGCAGAGGCAUUCAGGGUGUGAAUCCACGUUCAAUGAGCCAAUCAGAUGCCCAGCUGUACCGUGACCUAGCCCGAGCCUCUGGAGGUCAAACCAUUGAGGUCACCAAAUCAGAGCUCUCUGUGGCUACAAGUAUUAUAGAAGAUUCAUCAGCCAGCGCUGUGGUGACAGUUUUUCAGGUCAUGAGGAGUCCUGGAAGGCCCGAUAAUUUUACUUUUACUGUUGAUGGUUCAUUAAGGAAUAUGACUGCAUACAUCACAGGAGCCUCAUCUCUCACCUUCAGUCUCACCAGCUCUACAGGUGUAUCUCAGAAUUCCAGUCAGUCCAAUGGUCCUCUGGCAUCUUUCACUACAGCAGGAAACCUACGUCGCAUAAGCCUCAACACUGACAAUGAAACAGGAUUAUGGCAAAUCAGUGUUAACUCUAAUAGUCCCUAUUCUGUUAAGGUCACAGGUCAGAGUUCAGUGAACUUCAUUUACAACCUUGUGGAAGCUCAUGAAGGAGCCCAUGGGGACUUCAGUCUAAAGGAGGGACGUCCUCUCUCAGGUGGUAAUGCCAGCCUCUUGGUCUCUGUGACAGGAAGUGACACAGUAAAGGUCACAGAGGUCACUCUGUUUGACAGCUCAGGGCCAACGGAGGUCAAUGGAUCACUACAGUCGAUGGGAAGCGGUAACUUCCUGGUGACAUUCACUGGAGUCCCGGCAGGUGACUUUGUGGUUCGCCUGAAAGGAGAGGACAGCAGCUCCACCUCCAGGUCGACAACAAGCAGCUUCCAGAGACAGGCCUCCACACAGAUAAAGACCUCUGGCAUCUCUGUAACUGCCCAAGUCAACAACACCAACAUAGAACCAGGCUCCACCAUCUCCGUCCCUUUCACAGUUGCCACAACCACCAACGGAGUUGUUAACAACUCUGCAACUGGGACUUUUACAGUGCGAGCCAACAAUGACCGCAGUUAUACUUCCACUUCACCCAGCACCGUCACCAUAGCAUCAGGAAGCAGAGGCACAGCCAAUAGCACCGUAACCUUGACAGUACCGGCCAGCGCUGCGUCAGGAACGGAUGUGACCCUUACCAUUGAGGCAGAGAACGCAGCUGCCAGUGAUGUGAACUAUGCUGUCCUCAGGUUUUCGGUGGCUGCCAAGGUGACAGAUGUUACCCGCCCUGUGUGCCAGGUAGUCAGCACAUCAACCAACUGUCCGUCCUCCUCAUCGCUCUGCGCUUCCGCCCAAUGGGAGUUUGUCGCUAAUCUCACCGAUGGUGUUAACGGGACUGGCAUAGAGAGCAUCACCAUCCGCCAAGGGAAUGGCACCCUCAACACCAGCACAGUGGCUGGGGCAUCGGGUGAGAACAUCACAGUGGCUACCUAUAGCGCCUCCUGCUGUUCACAGAACGUGGAGCUGAUUGCUGUGGACAAAGUAGGAAAUGUGGGGACAUGUGUGGGACAGGCUAGGGAAUCUACCACCACUGCACCUGUGACUACAACUGCAGUUAACACAACAUCCACAGGAGGGCACACUUUGAGCAUAUCUCGCUGUCUCUGGAUCACUGUGGCAGUUUCCCUCUUUUGGAAGUAAAAGAUAAAUGUAAAUUGUAAUUGAAAACUGCACAUGAAUCACGUGACAUUGCUGAAAGUCUUUGAUAUCUCAAGUGUUUAAACAUCAUUGUCAUUACUUGAAGAAAUAGUGUGUAGAUUUGUCAUCAUAGCCGCAUGGUGAAGUGACUACAGCUGCCAUUAGUGCAAUGGCUGGUAGAAUCCCGACUAAACAAAGUCAGUGGAAAGUCCUCCAACUCCAAUGUUUUAAGGGUUUAAAUUGUUAGUUACAUUUCUCUCUUGGUGGCAAAUUUUGAGAGACGUGCUUGUAAUAAGGGGAUAUUCAAUCUAAAAAGAA
This is a messenger RNA of Lates calcarifer (barramundi perch), 3720 nucleotides long. It is a transcript of the gene vwa10.2, whose product is annotated as von Willebrand factor A domain containing 10, tandem duplicate 2. Lineage: Eukaryota; Metazoa; Chordata; Actinopteri; Centropomidae. Bases 484 to 3405 code for a protein of 973 amino acids. The transcript has 18 exons. The record is from RefSeq and is a predicted model, not a curated record.